ACUGAAUUCCGCUCCUCUCUCACUCUCUCUCUAUCUCCGCACACCUUUUAUUACUGCUGUAUCCGUCUGCUCUCUUUGUCAUCUGCUUUUGCAAUUUCUCCCCGAAGUCCGAUAGGCUAAGCCUUCUGAAGGUGUUUACGAAGAAUUAAAAUUUCCGACGGGAAACCUUUGGAGGAUACUCGAUAUUGUACCUUCUGUACUCAUUCAGUGGCCAUCGAAGCAUCAGUUUUCUUCCAACUGUGGCGAUUCCAGACAGUUAUUCCCUUUCCUUUUCCGGUAAAGGAGUUUUUACGGUUCUUUUCUAAGCUCUGUGACUUUCCUAGAAAUUUCUCCAUCUUCUCUUGUACCACAGGGGAGCAGUGUUACAGUACUGUUACUACUUGUUCUCUCUCUCUCUUCGUGCUGAUUCUACCGUUCGUUUUGCUACAUCCUUUUUCUCGACUCGUGUUCUUUUAUCUUUUCAGUCCAGGUUCACUUUGUUAAAGAUCUUUAGUUAACUGGUUUGUUCUUUGUCUAUUAAUCUGUUGAAGGUUUGCGGAUUGUUUCCCCAUCUUCAACUUUCCUUGAAAUUUCUCGUCCUUUUUCAAUAGAUUAUUUAAUCCCUUCAUCUUUAUUUUUACGGCCUUAAGCUUCUCUUUAACGUUCGCUCAGCUUUCUUUUUUUCACCUUCUUUAUUCUCCUCGUGUCGAGUCUCAGAAGAAUCUGCCUUUUCGACUCUAUUUCUUGCUUUCUCCUCUCAUCCUCUCCUGGGUUGCUGCCUUUCGUUUCCCAACCUUUUCUUUGUCUUCAAUGCAAGUGUAGUAGAGCACAGAGAGAGUCUGAAAUCUCCUGCAAUGGACCAGAACUUCUUCUGCCCGAUCAAAUACAGUGAGCACCGUCACCUUACUAAAAAAUUCGUGAAGCCAUCGGUGAGGCCUAAAAAUGUUGCCGCUUGUCGAAAUCCAAGCGAGGUAAAUGUUAUUGGGGGACCCAAGGUCGUACGGAUUUCCGUCACCGAUGCCGAUGCGACGGACUCGUCUAGCGACGAGGAUGAGCUGUUCAGUCGCCACAGAGUAAAAAGGUACGUUAGCGAGAUCAGUAUCGAGCCCUGCUCUACUGAUAACUGUAACGUCAACGGAAGUUGGAGAAGCAGAUCUGUACGGAAUGGGAGGAAAAAGUCUGGUGGAGGGGUAAUCGACACUUCGGUUAACCGGCGCGCCGUGAAACUCAACUCAACAAACGUUAAAAAGUUUCGCGGGGUGAGGCAGCGGCCAUGGGGAAAAUGGGCGGCUGAGAUUCGAGACCCCGCGCGACGUGUACGGCUGUGGCUGGGUACGUACGAUACUGCCGAAGAGGCAGCAAUGGUCUAUGACAAUGCGGCGAUUCAGUUAAGAGGACCUGACGCUAUGACGAACUUCGUCACUCCGGCUAAAGCCAAGCAGGAAACACAAGUACCAACAUCUUCAGGCUACGACUCCGGCGAAGAGUCGCACAAUCUCUCCUCUCCAACGUCUGUGCUUCGGUUCCGUUCUCCGGCCAAUGAGGAAUCCGAAUCUCAAAUCCGACAAGAAGCAGUUCCACAACAACCGGCAAAAGAAGUUCAGUACGAAACGAGUUUACCGAAUGGUUUCGGCGAGUUUUCGCCUUUGGAUAUACCGUUCUUGGACGAGUUUCUGGAGUUUAAAACUCCGUCGACAGAACUGUUUGAUGAAACGAGUUUCGUGGAUAGUUUCUUCAGGGAUGAUUUCGGUGAUAUCUUCCUAGGUUCUUGUGGUGAUUUCGGGUCGUCGUCGUCGUCGUCUACGUGGCAAGUGGACGAUUAUUUUCAGGAAAUCGGUGAUUUGUUUGCUUCCGACCCCCUCGCUGUUCUAUGAGAGGAGACGUUGAAAGUAGAAAAACGACUUCCGCCGUUGUAUUGUCGAUUCGUCGGCAAAUUUUGAAGCGGCGGGAACUUAGUUUCGGCAGUUUUUCAUUGAUUUUAUUUAAAAUAUUUAUUUGUUAUAUGUGAAGUUUUAAAUGUCUCCGUCAAAAUAAAAACGGAGAAUGAGUGAGAUAAUGAAUGAAAUCGAAGCCUUUUUAGUUUCAAUUGAAAA
Messenger RNA from Nelumbo nucifera (sacred lotus), 2072 nucleotides. The record is from RefSeq and is a predicted model, not a curated record. NCBI's taxonomy places the organism in Eukaryota, Viridiplantae, Streptophyta, Magnoliopsida, Proteales, Nelumbonaceae.